UUUCUCACUCUCUUUUUCUCUCUCUAGAGAGGGCUCACUUUUUCUCUCUCGUUUUCGGAGGCGAAAACGCCAGAUUCCUCAGAAGCGCUCCUCCUCCACCGAUUUUUCCGGGCGCUUGUCGAAGAAGCUUCGAGAGAGAGCGGAGAUCGCAUCGCGCCGCGAUUUCGCAUCCCCAUCCUCAUCCUCAUCCUCAUCCUCAUCCUCCUCUUUGUGAGAGGGGCGUCUCCUCGCGAUCCGAAAACGGGUUUCUUUGCGAGGAAGAGGGAGAUGAGCAAGGGCCGGUCCCCCGAGCCCUUAGAUUUCUUCAUUUGGACGGUGGAGGAUGUCGGGCUGUGGUUAGAAGAGAUAAAUCUUGGUAGCUAUCGCCAAGUGUUUGAAGAGAAUGGUGUCAAUGGGGAGUAUUUGGAGAGCUUAUCCAUGUUCACCACAGAGCAGAUACUACGGUUUAUAAGACGAUGCCACAUGAAAUGGGGUGAUUUCAUCACACUCUGCAAAGAGCUAAGGCGCAUCAAAGUUGCAUGCCUAAAGGGAGAGCAAGAAGUCCGAAGGCCGUGGUGGGCCCCGCCAUGUCUCUCGGUGGUAUUCGUACGUAUGGCCAAGCGUAAUAGGCAAUCUCGCGUUGUCUCCUUGAAGCUGGAACCUUAAGGAGCUCCCACAUGCAACAUGGCCACCUCCCCGCGGUGCUUUACGAAAACUCCAUCUCCUUCUAUUCCCUUUUGCUCCCCUCUAUAUUUAACACAUAAAUGGAAAGGUGGCUUGUAGUGUUUCUCUAUGGCUUGUGAGCUGCUUUUACCUCUAGAAGCAGUGUAUCUUUCUCAUUCGGUGUUUUUCUUAUAUAUAUGUUUAUCCAUAUUCAGUUGCUUUUGUGUAUUUAUUUUGGUUUAUUUUGCACAUUUAGUUUUGUAGAGAAACUAAAACUAAAUCCAUAUAAAGACGCUCAAUUCUGUGUCCUUUUUGUUUCUA
Molecule: messenger RNA, 963 nt
Organism: Ananas comosus (pineapple)
Lineage: Eukaryota; Viridiplantae; Streptophyta; Magnoliopsida; Poales; Bromeliaceae
Exons: 4
Coding region: 268-645 (125 amino acids)
Molecular function (GO): protein binding
Source: RefSeq, a predicted model, not a curated record